UGAUUGGAUUGUUCACAAUUGAAUAUUAUUAGUAUUUUAAUUUUUUUUACAUAAAUACAAAUAUUAUGCGACGAUUUUCACGUUCGGUGUCAAAUCUAGGUAAUUUAAAACUUCGUCGCCGAUUACGAAUGUCAUUUCGGUCACCAAAAAAAGAUGGCCGUCGUCAAGGUAAUCAAAAAAAACAUAAUCAUGGUGUUGGAUCGAAUGUUGAUCAAAUGAUGGAUAAUUUGUAUUCAGCUGUUACAAAUUUAACGCAUAAAAUUCCACGGCCAAUGAAAAAUGUUUUUAAUCGUAUGAUGGCUAAUAAAAAUGAUCCACAACCACAUCAAACACGAACAAAUUUAAGUAGAAAAACAACAAUGCCAGUGCCAUUAUCAAAAAUACCAUCACCAACAAAAAAAUCACCACCAUUAAGCGCCAUUUCAUCCGCGAUAUCAAACAUACCAACAUCAACAACAGGAGCAUCGACAAAUCGCAAAAAUGUUCAACAACAACAGAUCAAUUCCAUAUCACAGAAAAAUAUUCGACUAAAUUAUGAUCGCUCAUCAACGAUGCCCAUGAUUGAAACAAAAAAUAUGGCCUAUGUAUUGCCAAUUGGUUCGCUAACAAGUAUUUAUGAAAAACUAUAUGAUUGUUAUUGUUUCUUCGUUCAUUGUUCUCAACAUGAUCGUGUUUGCAUAAUGCGAUCAUCAUCAUCGCCAUUCAUAUGGUUACCAUGUGUUGUUGCACAAUCCAUACAGAAACAUUCCUGGGUCAAAUCAGCCAAAGAAAAUGCCGCAUGGAUAUUUGCCAAUGAAUCAAACAACCGAUAUGAAUAUUUUAAACGUAAUCCAUUCUAUACGGAUAUUCGUUUGAUUGAAAUUUUACGGCUACAACUACCACAAACAAAUCGUUUUAUAACAAGAUUAGCAUUUUAUGUUCAUAUCGAUCCGGAACAAACAUCGGAUAGAUUUUCUUGUUGUCAAGCAACUGAUCGUUUAGAUUGGUUAGAUUUGAAUAUUGUACGUGAUGGCUGUGUGGAAAAUCUUUGGGGUCCAGAAUUGGUAAAAUAUUGUCCAGCCCUCAAUAUGACACCACAAAUGAUGCCGCAAAAAAUCGAAGAAUUUAGUUCAAGUCAGGUAUUUCAUUUUGUUUCGAAAGAUGGUACGCCGAAAAACAUUGAAGAGUCGUGGCUAAAAUCGGUAAAGAUUACCGAGAAUGAUGUUGAACGUUUAUAUUAUGAAUUUUUGGAACAUUGUUAUCCAAGUUAUUAUAUGACAUCGGAUUCGUUUCGUCAAUGUUUAUUUCGGCUCGGUCUUGAUCUACCCGAUCUAAAUAUGGAUCGUUUAUUUAUCGCAUUUAAUUAUAUGAAAAAUGGCUUUCUUAGUUUUCAUGAAUUGCUAUUGGGUUUGGUUGCAUUGGAACAAGAUACACCACAUGAUGAAGUUCGAAUAAAAUUUGUAUUUCGUUAUUAUGAUACCAAACAAUAUGGUGUAUUGUAUGAAGAAGAUAUGAAACGUAUGUUACGUGAUCUAUUUAUCAUAACAUUUGGUGAAAAAAAAUUACGUAGCGAUCAUUUGGAACAAAAAACACGUGAAGCGAUGGAGUUGUUUAAAGCACAAUCAAUUGGUAGAGGUACACGUACAAGGCAAGCAAUUACAUGGCGAAAAUUUCUCACCGUUAUCGCAACACAUCAAUUUCGUGGAACAUCAUUAUUAUGUCGAUCGAAAAAAUCAAUUUUCGAUCAUAUUACUAAACGUAUCACAACACAAUCAGCAAAUCAAUCAUCCAAACAAGAACCAGCAUUAUUACGUUUAGUUGUACAACGUAAAUUUCAAAGUGAAGUAUGUCCAUCAUGUCGUUCAAAACAAUAUCGUUUAUCACCAUUACGUUUGCUAAUCAAUCAAGAUGGUUAUUAUGAUCGUUGUGAAAUAAUACGGCCAGAUAUUAAUAAAAUGAGAUUAGAAACAUCACAACGACAAACAGUUUGGGCCAAUAUACAACGUAAUCAUCUUAUCAAACCAGAAUAUCCGGCAAAUUUUUUCAUACGGAAAAUACGUGAAUUUAAUCAAACUAAAAAAUAUAAUACACUUGGUUUCAUGACAAAUGAACGUGAACGUUUAUAUCAAAUGUUUCAAAUAAUGGCCGAAGAAUUGGAACCAAUGCUGCAAAAAGAACAACGUAUAAAACAAUUAGCAUCACCAUGUUAUAUAAUCGGUGAUAUACAUGGCAAUCUUGAAGAUCUUAUGUCAUUAGAAUUGACAAUUUGGAAACAAUUUCCAGCAUCAGGUGUACAUUAUCUAUUUUUAGGUGAUUAUGUUGAUCGUGGACGUUGGAGCAUUGAAUGUGCGCUAUAUUUAUUAUCAAUGAAAGUUUUAAUGCCAAAAAUGAUAACAUUAUUGCGCGGUAAUCAUGAAAUUCGUGAAAUCCAAAACAAAUAUACAUAUCGACGUGAAUUAUGGCAAAAAUAUGAUCAAGUUUAUGGACAAAGAUUUUGGGAUCUAACUAAUCGUCUAUUUGAUCGAUUACCACUAAGUGCAACGAUUGAUGAUACAAUUUUCUGUUGCCAUGGUGGUAUACCACAUCAAAUAACACGAUUGAAUGAAUUGGAAAAACGAAUACCACCAGUGGUAAUGAGUCCAGAAUCCGAUUGUUCAAUUGCAUGGGAAAUAAUGUGGUCUGAUCCAAUAAAUCAAGAUCAUUUUAUGACCAUCCAAAAUCUUUAUCAAAUUCGUAAUGAAAAUCUUCGACAAGGAUAUCUACCCAAUACAAAACGUGGUACAGCAUUCUAUUUCAAUGAACGUGCAUUGGAUAAUUUUUUUGCCGAAAAUCGUCUAACACAUAUGAUUCGUGCACAUGAAGUACCAAAACUUGGUUUUAUGAUACACUUCGGUCAAAAAUGUGUGACAGUUUUUUCCUGUUCACAUUAUUGUGGUAAUGAUAAUGAAUGUUGUGUGCUGUUUGCUCAUCAAGAAAAACUUCGUGUCAUUCGUAUCGAUACGACAGCCAAUCAACCGGCUACCGAUCAAUUUCAACAGCAAUCAAUUAUCCGUUGAAACAACAACAAAUCUGAUAAAUAAUAUUUGAUGAAAUGAAUGUUGGUGAUGAUGAUGGUCAUCUUUCUUUUCUUUUUUUUAAUUUGUAAAAUAAA
This is a messenger RNA of Dermatophagoides pteronyssinus (European house dust mite), 3130 nucleotides long. RefSeq lists its product as uncharacterized. Lineage: Eukaryota; Metazoa; Arthropoda; Arachnida; Sarcoptiformes; Pyroglyphidae. Gene Ontology annotation, cellular component: cytoplasm; nucleus. The record is from RefSeq and is a predicted model, not a curated record. Gene Ontology annotation, molecular function: protein serine/threonine phosphatase activity.